AGCGACGCCCCCCGCCCCCCCUUUCUAUAAAUUGAGACCACACGCUCCCCCGAUGCUCUCUGCUCCUGCCCGCUAGCCAGACAGCCGCAUCUUUUUGUGCAGUACCAGCCGCAUCUCUGAGACACGAUGGUGAAGGUCGGCAUAAACGGAUUUGGCCGUAUUGGGCGCCUGGUCACCAGGGCUGCUAUACUGUCCGGCAAAGUGCAGGUUGUGGCCAUCAAUGACCCCUUCAUUGACCUCAACUACAUGGUCUACAUGUUCCAGUAUGAUUCCACCCAUGGCAAAUUCAAAGGCACCGUCAAGGCUGAGAACGGGAAGCUUGUCAUCAAUGGGAGUCCAAUUACUAUUUUCCAGGAGCGAGAUCCCACCAACAUCAAAUGGGGUGAUGCUGGUGCUGAGUAUGUUGUGGAGUCCACUGGUGUCUUCACAACCAUGGAGAAGGCUGGGGCUCACUUGAAGGGUGGCGCCAAGAGAGUCAUCAUCUCUGCCCCUUCGGCCGAUGCCCCCAUGUUUGUGAUGGGUGUGAACCAUGAGAAGUAUGACACGUCCCUCAAGAUCGUCAGCAAUGCUUCCUGUACCACCAACUGCCUGGCACCCCUGGCCAAGGUCAUCCAUGACAACUUUGGCAUCGUGGAGGGACUCAUGACCACUGUCCACGCCAUCACUGCCACCCAGAAGACUGUGGAUGGCCCCUCUGGGAAAAUGUGGCGUGACGGCCGUGGGGCUGCCCAGAACAUCAUCCCUGCUUCCACCGGCGCUGCCAAGGCGGUGGGCAAGGUCAUCCCGGAGCUGAAUGGGAAGCUCACUGGCAUGGCCUUCCGUGUCCCCACCCCCAACGUGUCCGUCGUGGAUCUGACCUGCCGGCUGGAGAAAGCGGCCAAAUACGAUGACAUCAAGAAGGUGGUGAAGCAGGCAUCAGAGGGCCCCCUGAAGGGCAUCCUGGGCUACACUGAAGACCAGGUUGUCUCCUGCGACUUUAACAGUGACUCGCACUCUUCCACUUUUGAUGCUGGGGCUGGCAUUGCCCUCAAUGACCACUUCGUCAAGCUCAUUUCCUGGUAUGACAAUGAAUUUGGCUACAGCAACAGAGUGGUGGACCUUAUAGUCUACAUGGCCUCCAAGGAGUAAGAGCCCCUGGACCACCAGCCCCAGCAACAGCAUGAGAGGGAGAGAGGCCGUCAGCUGCUGGGGAGUCCUGGCCCCAAAUCCAUCCUGACACCAAGCGUCGCCCAUCCUCCACAGCUUCCAUCCCAGACCCCCCGAGGAAGGGGAGGGACUGAGAGCCCUACUCUGUCAUGUACCAUCAAUAAAGUACACCCAGCCAA
Choloepus didactylus (southern two-toed sloth) is the source of this 1325-nucleotide messenger RNA. RefSeq names its product glyceraldehyde-3-phosphate dehydrogenase (gene GAPDH). Gene Ontology annotation, molecular function: NADP binding; NAD binding; oxidoreductase activity, acting on the aldehyde or oxo group of donors, NAD or NADP as acceptor. The transcript has 12 exons. Gene Ontology annotation, biological process: glucose metabolic process. The record is from RefSeq and is a predicted model, not a curated record. Bases 127 to 1128 code for a protein of 333 amino acids. Lineage: Eukaryota; Metazoa; Chordata; Mammalia; Pilosa; Megalonychidae.